AUGUCGUUGAGAGCGUUCCGUUUCGAACAAGUGUAGUCUGCUUGUGUUACCGCUGUUGAAGUUGAAUUGUCACUUUGUCUGCCAAGAUCUUAUACUUUUUUUCUUUUAAAAAUUAAAGGCGUACCUCAGGUUCUAAGUCUUACACAAUGCCCAAAGUAAAGAGAAGUAAGAAGCCUCCUCCAGAAGGUUGGGAGUUGAUUGAACCCACAUUAGAAGAAUUGGAAGCAAAAAUGAGGGAAGCUGAAACUGAUCCCCAUGAAGGCAAACGAAAGGUUGAAGCAUUGUGGCCCAUUUUUAAAAUCCACCAUCAGCGUUCCCGUUACAUCUUUGAUCUCUUUUACAAGCGUAAAGCUAUUUCGCGAGAAUUGUACGACUAUUGCUUAAAAGAGCACAUCGCCGAUUCCAGUCUCAUCGCUAAAUGGAAAAAGCAAGGUUACGAAAACUUGUGUUGCCUCCGGUGCAUUCAAACAAGAGACACAAACUUUGGUACGAACUGCAUCUGCCGAGUGCCCAAAGCUAAAAUGGAAGAGGGCAAAAUUGUCGAAUGUGUCCAUUGCGGUUGCCGUGGCUGCUCAGGAUGAAGUUUACGAAUACGAGAUCCAUUUUUUUAAUACUACAAUUAUGACAAAACUUUGUUUUUGAUAAAAUGAACAGUAAACGUAAGUUCGGCGUUUA
Molecule: messenger RNA, 675 nt
Organism: Daphnia pulicaria
Lineage: Eukaryota; Metazoa; Arthropoda; Branchiopoda; Diplostraca; Daphniidae
Gene: l(1)10Bb
Product: protein BUD31 homolog
Exons: 5
Coding region: 147-581 (144 amino acids)
Biological process (GO): mRNA splicing, via spliceosome
Cellular component (GO): nucleus; spliceosomal complex
Source: RefSeq, a predicted model, not a curated record